This is a messenger RNA of Capronia epimyces CBS 606.96, 2364 nucleotides long. RefSeq names its product tRNA pseudouridine38/39 synthase. Gene Ontology annotation, molecular function: RNA binding; pseudouridine synthase activity. Bases 1 to 2364 code for a protein of 787 amino acids. The record is from RefSeq and is a predicted model, not a curated record. NCBI's taxonomy places the organism in Eukaryota, Fungi, Ascomycota, Eurotiomycetes, Chaetothyriales, Herpotrichiellaceae. Gene Ontology annotation, cellular component: nucleus. The transcript is spliced from 2 exons. Gene Ontology annotation, biological process: pseudouridine synthesis.
AUGGACCACUCAUCUGAUGAUGCACGCCCUCUGAAACGAGCCAAGCUUGCCAGUGCGCAAGCAGAUGGAAGUGUUGACGACCAUACAUCCGGCCUUGGCACAAAUCAGACCAACCUGGGCUCGACUCUCAAGAUGCCGGUCAAUCUGCCGGGCGACGGUGCUUCCAAGGAGCUUGAGGUAGGUAUCAUAACUUUCAUCGAUGAUGCUCGUGACAAGUUCCAAGCCAUACUCAAAAAGAGAUACACCGACUUUCUUGUCAAUGAAAUUUUGCCCGACGGUCAGGUGGUGCAUCUGCAGAGCAUGAACGCCAGAGAAGCCGCCAAACAGGCAUCAAAUGACGACGGUGUGCGCGCAAAUGAUCAAGCUGGCCAAGUGCAGGUGCAGGAGAGUAUCCCUCAUUCAGCCCACGAGAAUGAUACCACGGCAGAAGCCCUUGGCAAUGACAAAGGUCCAAGCUCAGACGCUGCUCUCGAAAGGAAGGGAGAUGCGCAGCGCUCAGAGGUAUCUGACAAUGAUCGCGCAAAAUUGGUAGAAUAUUUCAGCGAGGAAACUGUUCAGCAACUGACAUCUCUGUACGACCUCAUUCUCCGAGACCCAGAAAAGAAGGCUCGUGACCUUCCGGCAGUGCGGACGCCAUUCACCACGGACCGGAGUAUCAGAACCCAGAUCCAUCAAGACAUCCGGCGAAUCUUCGACAGCAAGAUCGAGUCCAGCACCGACAAGGAUGGGGUGUUAGUUCUCCGUGCAGCGACCCCUAGCAACCGUAACCGUGGGUGGCCAAAACCUGCCGGUAAAGCUCGACCGGGAGUACUCAGCUGGAUGGACCGUGGCGGCGAGUAUCUCCACUUCACCCUCUACAAGGAGAACAAGGACACUCUGGAGGCCAUAUCCUUCAUCACAAAACAGCUCAAGACGACCAACAGGACGUUUCAAUUCGCGGGGACCAAGGACCGACGAGCGGUGACGGUGCAGAGAGUCAGUGCGUACCGUAUCGAGGCGCAUCGGCUGGCGGGACUGAAUAGGGUCUUACGUUAUGCGGCGGUCGGAGAUUUCACAUAUCAGAAGAAAGGGCUGGAGCUCGGUGACCUUUCGGGGAACGAGUUCGUCGUGACCCUCCGAGACUGUGCCAUUGACGGCACAGCGAAGCUGACUGCAUCUGAGAAGCUCUCAUCAGCUCGGUCAUAUCUGUCACAGUCGCUGCAGAAGCUUCGUGAGAAAGGGUUUCUGAACUAUUAUGGUCUGCAACGAUUCGGCACGUUUUCUACUCGAACGGAUGUGGUGGGGGUUAAAAUACUACAAGGAGAUUUCCAGGGCGCAUGUGACGCCAUUCUCCAGUUCUCUCCGAUCGCCUUGGACGCAGCGAAGGACCCAGAAUCCAGCGCGCUCGUCGGUCAAGACGAUAAAAACCGUGCCGAAGGGAUCAACAUCUGGCGGACGACAGGAAAAGUACCCGAGGCGUUGGAAAAGAUCCCUCGCAAAUUCUCCGCCGAGACCGCACUGAUCCGACACCUAGGCCGACAACGUCAAGACUUUCUUGGAGCGUUGCUAUCGAUCCAGCGAAACCUGAGGCUGAUGUACGUGCAUGCAUACCAAUCCCUGGUGUGGAAUCUGGCGGUCGGCGAACGCUGGACACUCUACGGCCACGCCGUGGUGGAAGGGGACCUCGUCCUAGUCAAUGAGCACAAGGAGAAAGAAGCUGGACAGGAAGUGGUGGAGAGUGUGGAUGCCGAUGGCGAAAUCGUCGUCCAGCCGUCCGCGGACGAUCGGGCAUACGACCCGGACGACAUAUACGAGCGAGCCCGAGCUCUCACGGCCGAGGAAGCCGCCAGCGGCCAAUACUCCAUCUUCGACGUCGUCCUGCCUCUACCCGGCUUCGACGUCAUCUAUCCGCCCAACGCCACCGGCCAAUGGUACCAGACAUUCAUGGCGAGCGAGGCUGGAGGCCGACUCGACCCGCACAACAUGCGUCGCAAGCAGCGAGACUUCAGUCUGAGCGGAGGGUACCGCAAGAUCCUGGCGCGGAUCGGCGCCGACUACGACUUUCAGGUUCACGAAUACACGAACGACGAUAUGCAAUUCGUCGCGACCGACAUGGACAAACUCAAAGGGAAACGUGGUGGCGAAGAGGCAAAGGAAAAGCUGCAGCCGGCGUCGAGCGAGGAGACCGCUGAAGCAAGUGCAGAUCGUGAUGGUGAUGGUGAUGGAACGGCCGUGUCGGAGCCAGCGUCGGAGCUGGAGCAGAAGAAAUUGGCUGCCGUGCUCAAGUUCCAGCUCGGCGCAAGUCAGUACGCGACGAUGGCGCUGCGAGAGCUGUCCCGUGGAGGCAUCCAGGCUUACAAGCCGGAAUUCAUGGGCGGCAGAUGA